Molecule: messenger RNA, 915 nt
Organism: Malus domestica (apple)
Lineage: Eukaryota; Viridiplantae; Streptophyta; Magnoliopsida; Rosales; Rosaceae
Product: E3 ubiquitin-protein ligase RSL1-like
Biological process (GO): positive regulation of proteasomal ubiquitin-dependent protein catabolic process; protein polyubiquitination; ubiquitin-dependent protein catabolic process
Cellular component (GO): ubiquitin ligase complex; cytoplasm
Molecular function (GO): zinc ion binding; ubiquitin protein ligase activity; ubiquitin conjugating enzyme binding
Source: RefSeq, a predicted model, not a curated record
AUGGGCAACAAAAUAUGCAACGGAAACAAAAGGGGCACCAGCAACAAAUUCGGUAAGCACCUUUCCAAAGUGGUAAAAAAUGUAUGCGACUUCUGUCUUCAGUCAAUUCAUCUCGAAAACUCAUUCAACAUCAAAGGGUGCACUCAUUCUUACUGUCAACAGUGCAUUGUUAAAUUCAUAGUGUCCAACCUCCAAUUAAAUGUCACUUCCAUUACCUGCCCUGUACCGGGCUGUGCCGGUGUCUUAGACCCAGAGCACUGCCGCCAAAUCCUCCCAUCCGACGUCUUUGUUUCAUGGAGCAAUGCCUUAUCUGAGUCUGUACUUUCCCCUGAGAGCGAUAUUGACUCAACCUUCAUAUGUGAUUUCUGUGUUGAGCCAGUUAACCUGAAAGACUCAUUUAACAUAAGGGGUUGCACCCAUUUUUACUGUCAAGGUUGCAUUGUCAAAUUCAUAGCUUCCAAGCGCCAAGACAAUGUCACUCGCAUUAUGUGCCCUGUACCAGGCUGCACCGGCACGUUAGACCUAGAAUACUGUCGUGCAAUUCUCCCGAAAGAUGUUUGUGAUCGGUGGGGAAAGGCCUUAUGUGAAUCUGUGGUUAUGGCCCUUAUGGGGACUGGGAAGAAGUACUUAUACUGUCCCUUCAAUGCGUGCUCGGCGCUGUUGAUUCAUGAGGAUCCGGAGGGUACCACUCAGUCUGUGUGUCCUCAUUGCAAAAGAGAAUUUUGCGCCAAGUGUAAGGUUCCUUGGCAUACCGAAUUUGAUUGUGCCAAUUUUCAGAAACUGGAAAAGAGGGGUGAAGACAAGAUGCUGGAAGAGCUUGCCAAGAGGAAGAGGUGGAGGAGGUGUCCAAAUUGCAAGUACUAUGUUGAAAGAAAAUCUGGGUGCAGCUACAUGAAAUGCAGAUUGAAUGGCUAA